AUGGGCCCAUCUGCUUUUGCAUUCGCGUUUGUGGCCUCUAUCGAUUCUAUCAGGUUCUUUGGUCCAGCCAUGGCGCCUCGCAUGCAAGCCCGGAAGCGCCGCAGCAGCACUGCCCUGCCAGCAGCGAAGGUGGCCAAAACCAGACAGGAUACAACUGCCCUGGUGGCCGAGCUCGUGACUGCUCUGAAGCGCUCCUUUCAUCAGAACAGAAACACAAAAGAUGCCACCGCCAUGGCCGGGUAUGUGAAGGGCAAGUUCCCUUUCUAUGGCCUCAAAGCCCCCUUGCGUCGGCAGCUGGCUGGCGAAGUGCUCGCAUCAUGGCAGGCUCGUCACCAACAUGACAUCGACCAGGACGUGGCGCGGCAACUGCUCGAGGAACUCUACUGCUGCAAAGAGCGCGAGCUGCACUACGUGGGUGCCGAGGUUUGCUCUGGACUCCUGCGGAAAGGCCGUGUCGGUUGCGAUUUCCUACCCGUUGUAAAGCACGGCGUUACCAAGAACAGCUGGUGGGACACGGUGGACAUUUUUGCCGCGUCAUCAAUGUCGCCCUACCUGCUGGCUUGCGGAGGUGGAAGCGCUCCAAGUUCAGAUUUGCUUCAAGAAAUGGACCAGUGGGCCGUUUCGUCAAAUGUCUGGCUUCGCAGAACUGCCAUCCUUUGCCAAUUGAAACUGAAAGGACUUACAGAUGUCAGAAGGCUUCAGCGUUACAUCCUCCUGAACGCGUCUGACAAGGAUUUCUUCGUGCGGAAGGCAAUUGGCUGGGCUCUCCGUGAGUAUGCAAAGCAUGACGCAAAGUGGGUGAAGCAGUUUCUCAAGCAGCACAAGGUUGCUUCGGAGCUCCGGGAGUUGCGCCUGCAAGCCGUGCUCAAGGUCACCGAUGGAACCAGUGCUGUCGUUACAAGCUCAUGUUUACAUUCGAAUGAACAUCUGACUCUCAGAGCUGCUGCCGUCCAAGCUCAUGUGUUCCACGUGCCGUCGGGAAUGCUCUCCUCACAGCGCUUCGAGGAGAGCACGCGAUUGCUUCAGGCACGGCCAACAGCUACACGGUAUUUGAAAGAAGCACUGGUCAGCACCUUGCGCAGCAUCUCGAGCCACGUGACUAGAACGUAG
Molecule: messenger RNA, 1110 nt
Organism: Symbiodinium necroappetens
Lineage: Eukaryota; Dinophyceae; Suessiales; Symbiodiniaceae
Source: the annotation of a GenBank genome assembly